GCUGCCGUUUUGCUCACUACAAGCUCCUCCCUCCUCCCGUGGAAAAUUUCACAGCUGCAGUUACCAUGAGAGCCGCCGCUAUCCAGAGCCACAUCCUCGGGCGCGCGCCGCCGGUCGCCGUCCCGCUACACACGCGGCCGCGGCGCGCCGGCGGAGGCGGCGGGGCCCUCCUCCGCCGCCAGGGCUCCCAGCUGAGGAGCGACCUGCUGCUGCUGCCGCUGCCCACCGCCGUCCCCUGUCGAGCUCGCUCUCCGUCUUCUUCUUCCUCGUCCAGUGCGGAUUCUGGAACAGGGGAAGGUGCGGACGAGCUGCUCGAGGAUUUGCUCCAGAAGCAUGGCGAGGUUGUGUACAGCGCCGCCGGUGGGGGCGGGGCUCCGGCCAAUGAGGCCGACGAGGACGCCGAGUGCUUGUCUUUGGCUGUUUCACUGGCUAAAGUUGCAAGUGAGGUCAAGGCUGCCGAUAUUCGUGUACUCUUCGUAAAGCCGAUUGUCUACUGGACUGAGUUCUUCAUUAUUCUCACUGCUUUCUCAAAUGCACAGAUUGAGGCCAUCAGUUCCAAAAUGAGAGACAUCGGUGAGCAGCAGUUUAGCAGAGUUGCAUCUGGUGAUACAAAGCCGAAUUCAUGGACUUUACUGGACUUUGGUGAUGUCGUCGUCCAUAUAUUUCUUCCCCCGCAGCGAGAAUUCUACAACCUUGAAGAGUUCUAUGGAAAUGCCACACCCAUUGAACUCCCUUUCGAGACCCAGUUGCGGUGACUGCCGUUUGCAUCUGCUCCCUGAGACAUUGCAGUCAAGCCAAAACGAUGUUGCUGCGAAACCCCGAUCAACAUUCCACCAUGUAUUCUUGAUGCAUUCAUGCCUCGAUGCUCAAACAUGGAGAGCUGCCUACAGAUAGGUAGCAUAGUCGCAAUCUCGCCAACAAUACCUGGUCACUGCUCUGUUGAAGUGUGCAAAGUUGGUGCCAUGAAGCAUACAUUCUCCUUAUCUAUUGUCAACUAUGUGUAUCACUGUAUCAACUACAAUCAAUUGAAUAUUGUUAGCAGCAGGAGGAAUAAAAACCAGAAUAUUGUUAGAUUCCACAGUGCAUGAUAAAAAGUUCUUGUGUACUUUGCUUGACUUAGCACAUAAUUGUAUAUGUCAGAUCACAGUGCAGGAAAUUUUCUGGUUU
Messenger RNA from Brachypodium distachyon (stiff brome), 1167 nucleotides. RefSeq names its product protein Iojap, chloroplastic. The coding region runs from base 66 to 755 and encodes 229 amino acids. The record is from RefSeq and is a predicted model, not a curated record. Gene Ontology annotation, molecular function: ribosomal large subunit binding. The transcript is spliced from 5 exons. Gene Ontology annotation, biological process: negative regulation of ribosome biogenesis; negative regulation of translation. Lineage: Eukaryota; Viridiplantae; Streptophyta; Magnoliopsida; Poales; Poaceae.